UGCAGUCCAUGUUCGACCGCCACGCCAUUGCACAUUAGCAUCAGCACUCGCAGUCCCGAGUGACACCAUAUGCAGAGCAGCCAAAUGCAAACUCGUGGCUAAGAAAGAGCAAAAGGGACAAGAGACAAACGAUCCAAGAUAUCGAGAACGUAGGGUGAAAGCAAGCUGCAAAGGAAGAAGCUAGAUCAACACGAACAGCAACAGAGCAUUAUCGACCAGUCCGAGGCCAAAAACAACGAAGGAUCGAUCUCCGUAGCUGCCCAGUCCAGGGUCCAAGCCAUGGACGGUAUAGAAGAAUCAAAAGGCCGGCAGGGCGACGCCGAACAUGGCCGGACGACGUCGAAGAUCAAUGAUCGCCGGACUUCGUGGGGCUGCGUUUUCCUCCUCGUGAACAACCUGUUCCAGUACACGGCCUACUUCGGCGUGUCGACGGACCUUGUGAACUACCUGAAGGUGGAGCUUCACGACGGCAGCAAGGCCGCGGCCAACAGCGUGACCAACUGGCAGGGCGCCGGCUCCAUCACCCCCCUCGUCGCCGCCUUCCUCGCCGACUCCUUCCUCGGCCGCUUCUGGACCAUCACGCUCUUCCUCCUCAUCUCCGUCGCGGGAUACGGGGUGGUGACAGCGAGCGCGUGGGCAUCCUCCUCCAACUCCUCGAGCACGGCCCCGUUCUACGCGGGGCUAUACCUGAUCGCCCUAGGCGGAGCUCUCCAGCCGGUCAUGUCCUCCUUCGGCGCCGACCAGUUCGACGCCUCGGCGUCCCCGUCAGAGCGCGCGAGGCAGAGCUCCUUCUUCAACUGGUUCUACCUGUCGGUGAACGCGGGUUCCCUCGUGGGCGGCACGCUGCUGGUGUGGGUGCAGGCCAGCCACGGCUGGCGCCUCGGCUACGGCAUCCCGGCGCUGCUCAGCGCGCUGGCCGUCGCGCUCUUCCUCGCCGGCGCCCCGGCAUACCGCCGGCACCAGCCGCCCGGGGGCAGCCCGCUCACCAGGGUCGCCCAGGUGGUGGUCGCCGCCGUCAGGAACUGGGACGCGGAGGUGCCGCAAGAUGAUGCCGCGGGGAAGCUGUAUGAGUGUGGUGGUGAGGAUGGCAUGUCGGUCAUUCAGGGCAGCCGCCGGCUCGCGCACACCGACCAGUUCAGGUUCCUGGACAAGGCGGCGGUGAAGCCGUCGUCGUCCUCCUCCUCCUCCGACAACAAGGCGGCGGCGGCGCCGAGCCCGUGGCGGCAGUGCACGGUGACGCAGGUGGAGGAGCUCAAGUGCGUGCUCCGCCUACUGCCCGUAUGGGCGUGUGGCAUCAUCUUCGCGGCGGCCUACACCCAAAUGACAACCACAUUCAUCCUCCAGGGGGACACGCUCGACCCGUACCUCUUCGGCCGGCGCCGCGGCUUCCGGGUCCCCGCCGCCAUGCUCUCCGUCUUCGACACCCUCAGCGUCAUGCUCUGGGUUCCCCUCUACGACCGCGCCCUCGUCCCGCUCGCCCGCCGCCUCACCCGCCGCUCCAACACCACCGCCGGCUUCUCCCCGCUCGUCCGCAUGGGCGUCGGCUACGUGAUCCUCACGCUCGCCAUGCUCUGCGCCGGCGCCCUCGAGGUCGCCCGCCGCCGCGUGAUCUCCCGCCAUGGCGCCCCCGGCGCCGGGGAAGGGAACUACCUGCCGCUGUCGAUCUUCUGGCAGGUGCCGCAGUACGCGGUGGUGGGCGCGGCGGAGGUGUUCACGUUCAUCGGCCAGAUGGAGUUCUUCUACGACCAGGCGCCCGACGCCAUGCGGAGCCUCUGCUCGGGGCUCUCCAACGCCGCGUUCGCCAUGGGGAACUACGCGAGCUCCGCGCUCGUGGCCGUCGUCGUGCGCGCCACGGCCAGGGGAGGGGACCCCGGGUGGAUACCAGAUGAUAUCAAUGUUGGCGGGCAUCUGGACUACUUCUUCUGGCUCAUGGCCAUGCUCUGCGCCGGCAACUUCGGGGCUUACUUGCUCGUCACAAGGUCCUACACCUACAAGAAGACCGUGGAUUGCAAAUUUUCGGAUGAGUCCGGCCGUGAUUAGUGGCUGAUUACGUACUGCUCCUGCUAGCGAGCUACUCUUUCUCUGAGGAUGCAAUAAAGUGGUGCGAUCUGUGCUUAUCGUACGGUCGAUCUCCGUGCAGUCUGCUAGUACGAAAAUUUCAUGGAAAAUAUAUAUAGGAAAAAUGUACAUAAACUUAUAGUCUAAUCUACCUAUGUUUAAAUUUCAAGUUCAAAUCUGACA
Molecule: messenger RNA, 2241 nt
Organism: Brachypodium distachyon (stiff brome)
Lineage: Eukaryota; Viridiplantae; Streptophyta; Magnoliopsida; Poales; Poaceae
Product: protein NRT1/ PTR FAMILY 8.1
Exons: 5
Coding region: 280-2040 (586 amino acids)
Biological process (GO): oligopeptide transport; transmembrane transport
Cellular component (GO): membrane
Molecular function (GO): transmembrane transporter activity
Source: RefSeq, a predicted model, not a curated record